CUCUAUCACUUGACAGUUGACAACAAAUAUCAAAUAAGGAGUGUUGUUGAAUAGCCGCAUGUUUAAUAAAUAUACAUUUUACUGAGAGUUUUGCUGUAUAUUUAGUUAUUUAAUAUAGCUGAACACCAUAUCGAUCCUUUGAAUUUUUAUCCAGCUAUAAGACGACAACGAACAAGAUGUCAAUGCAAUGCCAGCUAUGGAUGGGCAGUUUGGAGCCCAACAUGACAGAGAGUUUCAUAAUGGCCGCAUUCAACAGAAUGGGCCAGAGGCCACUGGCCGUCAAAGUAAUGAGAAACAAGUUCACUGGCGAGCCUGCUGGGUAUGCUUUUGUACAUUUUCAGACUGAUGAGGAGGCUAUUGAUGCGAUGCACAAGCUGAACGGUAAACCAAUACCAGGCACAUUUCCUGUGGUACGAUUCAGACUAAAUACUGCCUCACGGGAGGCACGUGCCAACAUGCAGCAGGAAAGAGAAUUCUCUGUGUGGGUGGGCGACCUUAGUCCUGAAGUAGAUGAUUAUUCACUAUACAGGGUGUUUGCUUCAAAGUAUUCAUCGAUUAAAACAGCAAAAGUUAUACUGGACAAUUCUGGGUACACAAAAGGCUACGGGUUUGUCAGAUUUGGUAAUGAAGACGAGCAGCGUAACGCAUUAUAUGCGAUGAAUGGAUACACGGGACUUGGCGCGAAGCCUCUCAAGAUUUGUACAGCUGUACCAAAACCUAAAGGAGCUAUGACAACUACUUCCCAAACAGCCACCACUGCAAGUGCUACAUAUACAAGUGGCGCAGAGUACAAUCAAUACUACGAUCCAUCAGCUUAUUGGCAAAAUUACUCCGCAUGGUCGGGCUAUUACGGGCAGAGCGACCAGAGCGCGGCCGGCGCGCAGCCCGCGCCUGCGCCCGACGCGCAGCAGGCCGCCGCCGUCAAGUCGCACACUGACGAACUGGCGCUUGUAGAACACAAAAAGACCAUUGACGUGGACAGUAAUAAUGAGGAAUUCCUGGACACAGAGCUGUCGAUCUGGGACAGCAUGGAGGCGUCGCGCUGGUUUCCGUACGAGUGUUACAGUUGCGUGCUCUAGUGAUUGAUUGGACAAGACUAAAGAAUUAGCGGCCAUAGACAAAAUGCGUUUCUGCAAUCGUUAUCGCUAAUAGAUAAUAAAAAAUGUCUAGAAAGAUAUAUCGUUGCGAUAAGUUUAUAGCUGGAUCACUUAAUAGUGACUUUGCAAUCGAAGUCCUAUGGUAUUUUUUAUUUAUGUUGGAAAAAUGAGAUUUAAAAUUCUUGUCGCAAAAAAUUUGAAAGGUUGUCGUCUUGUUUUUAUUUCGAGAUUAUUGGAUAUGUUCACUGAAAAAGACAGAAUCAUAACACAAUUUGUAUAAAAGAAUAUAACAGAACCUUGUGAAUGGUGAGACCG
Molecule: messenger RNA, 1412 nt
Organism: Manduca sexta (tobacco hornworm)
Lineage: Eukaryota; Metazoa; Arthropoda; Insecta; Lepidoptera; Sphingidae
Gene: Secp43
Product: tRNA selenocysteine 1-associated protein 1
Exons: 7
Coding region: 177-1079 (300 amino acids)
Molecular function (GO): RNA binding
Source: RefSeq, a predicted model, not a curated record